Molecule: messenger RNA, 1211 nt
Organism: Sitophilus oryzae (rice weevil)
Lineage: Eukaryota; Metazoa; Arthropoda; Insecta; Coleoptera; Curculionidae
Product: factor VIII intron 22 protein-like
Exons: 5
Coding region: 266-1183 (305 amino acids)
Biological process (GO): vesicle cytoskeletal trafficking
Cellular component (GO): early endosome
Molecular function (GO): protein binding
Source: RefSeq, a predicted model, not a curated record
UUUUGACAUAGAUGUCAAUCACAUCUGAUAACAUAUGAUAGUUAAAAACAUAUUUAAAAACAAAUAUUACAAAUACAACAAAUAACUUAUAGUUUCCCUAGGUUUCACAUAUAAAUACUAAAAGAAACGCGUAGAAUAAAUAUUAAACGACAGUCACGAGGGAUUUACAUUUUAUUUUUUUAAUUGCAAAAAAUUGAUAUCGCCCUUCACGGAAUUUGCUGGCGAAUACUAUACCUUACAAACAAUAUUCAUAAAAUACUGAAACAUGUCUAUUGAGAGUCAUAGUCACCACAUUUUAGACCAAUAUAGAAGCAUUUCUAAUAAACUUAAGAAGAGAUUUUUGAGAAAAACCAACGAAACAGAGGGUGCAGAAUCCUUUGCAGGUUUAGCACAAUGUUGCGAAUCUCAAGAUUUACAUUCAUAUGCUGCAAUGGGAUGGACAGCAGCAGCAAGAUGUGAAGGAGCUUUAGGGAAUACAAUUAGGGAAACUUCCUAUUUAUUAAGAGCUGGAAGACAGUUUCUACAAAGUGAAGAAAGUGAUUUUAAGACGGGUUGUAUAAGUGUACCAACAGAGAAUCUACAGGCAGGCCUCAGCUCAUAUAUACAUGCAUGUACAAGAUAUCCAGAAGAUUCUGUUAUACCUACAGGUUUAUAUCUGGAAUUAGGAGAGUUUUUAAAUAGAAUUGGUCAUAUAGAACUUACAGAAACAUUUUUAAGAACGGCAGUUCAAGUAUCACAGCAGAAAUAUGACACAAACAUACAUUGUUUAGAUCUGUUAGCUUCACAUUUUACAUACACAGGAGAUUAUGUGUCAGCUUUACAAACCUACCAAGAAAUGGUUAAAAUAUUAUUGAACUUACCAAAUAAUGGCUACAGGUGUGAUGUUUUAUUAAAAUGCGAAGUAAAUUCAGUUUUUAUUUUGCUAAUUUUAAAACCCAGUACGCAGAAUAUUACUCCAAACUUGGUUAAAGUUUUAGAGAAAUAUACUUGGGGAGAUAAAUCUGACAGUGUCGUCCAGGCAUGCCAGAUGUCAGAAAAUUUGUUCAUACUAAUGCAAUCAUUAGUCAUUAUAUGUCAGUCAUUGGAUACAAGUAGCUUACAACAUUUGGAAUCAGAAUUUUGGCGCUUUUUAUCUAGCGACCAAAAGGAUUUGUUAAGAAUAUUGGUUAGAUUAUAUACAUAGGAUCUUAAUAAAGUUGUUAAUUAUCUAU